UCUUACAGGGACCAAGGCGUCACUUUCUUCUCAGAGUUUUCUAUCCUGCUUCCUCCGCUGUUGCUUUGUUUUUCAGAAACCGCAAGCUUUCUAGUUCAAUUUCUCUCUGGAAACCGAAUAGACUGUUGGUCUUGGAUUCAGUGGAAUUUGGCGUUUUAAUUUUAUCAUGAGCUGUUGAUCGGUUGGUACUAAGGGAAUUCCCAUUUCAGCAUCCAUGGGCAACUGCUUGGAUGCUUCUGCCAGGGUAGAGAAUGCUCAUAGCACUCAGAACACUUCUUCAGCUUCAAAAGUUACCGGCAAAACAGGCUUGUCUUCAGCUCCUUCCAAUUUGACAUUUCCAUCUUACAGCCAGAAAAGCACCACUGAGAGUCUUCCUACUCCCAGAUCUGAAGGUGAGAUAUUAUCCUCUCCAAAUUUGAAAGCCUUCUCUUUCACGGAGCUAAAGAAUGCAACUAGAAACUUCCGUCCCGACAGCCUCCUUGGGGAAGGAGGCUUUGGUUAUGUUUAUAAAGGAUGGCUUGAUGAGCAAACCCUUGCUGCUGCAAGGCCUGGAUCUGGAAUGGUUGUUGCCGUGAAGAAGUUAAAGCCAGAAGGCUUCCAAGGCCACAAGGAGUGGUUGACAGAAGUUGACUAUCUUGGCCAACUUCAUCACCCAAAUUUGGUUAAACUUAUUGGUUACUGCUUGGAUGGGGAGAACAGGCUUUUAGUCUACGAGUUCAUGCCAAAGGGAAGCUUAGAGAACCAUUUGUUUAGACGAGGMCCCCAGCCUCUAUCUUGGUCAAUAAGGAUCAAAGUUGCCAUUGGUGCUGCCAGAGGGCUCUCUUUUUUGCAUGAUUCUGAAUCUCAAGUCAUAUACAGGGAUUUCAAGGCUUCUAAUAUACUCUUAGAUGCGGAAUUUAAUGCAAAACUUUCUGACUUUGGCUUGGCAAAAGCAGGCCCUACUGGUGACAGGACUCAUGUCUCAACCCAGGUCAUGGGUACUCAUGGCUAUGCAGCACCUGAAUAUGUUGCUACAGGUCGGUUGUCUGCAAAAAGUGAUGUUUAUAGCUUUGGGGUUGUUCUUUUGGAAUUGUUGUCUGGGCGUCGUGCUGUUGAUAAAUCAAAAGUUGGCAUAGAGCAGAACCUGGUGGACUGGGCAAAGCCAUAUUUGGGUGACAAGCGCAAAUUGUUCCGGAUUAUGGAUACCAAAUUGGAGGGCCAGUAUCCCCAGAAAGGAGCCUAUCAAGCUGCCACCCUUGCCUUACAGUGCCUCAGUACUGAAGCCAAGGCCCGGCCUCGUAUGUCUGAGGUUUUGGUAAUACUGGAACAGCUCCAAGCCCCGAAGAAUGCAAAGAACACCCAGUCGGAACAGAAAAUCUCUAAUUCUGUCCCUAAAUCUCCAUUUAGACACCACCAUUCAGCAAUGAAUCUGACACCAAGUGCUUCUCCUUUGCCAUCCCACAGACGAUCUCCACGUGUUCGUUGAGCAGCAGAAUUUUUCAUUCUUUCUGGUCCAAAUGUAAAUUAUUUUGUUGUACCCAUAUUUGGUAUUCCGUAGAAAUUCUAGGGCUUUUGAUUGUUUUAUGACAAAGCAAAGUCUGUAAUAGAUGGAACCUUGCAUUAUACGGGCUCUUUUUUUUUUUCUGAAAUUAUUUGGUUGUUUCAUGUUUGUGUUAAUAGAAUGGUGGUUCUAUGUUUUUCGUCAGCAAUUAGAUGGUAUAGAGAACAUUUUUCAGUA
Messenger RNA from Nelumbo nucifera (sacred lotus), 1717 nucleotides. RefSeq names its product putative serine/threonine-protein kinase PBL3. Lineage: Eukaryota; Viridiplantae; Streptophyta; Magnoliopsida; Proteales; Nelumbonaceae. Gene Ontology annotation, molecular function: protein kinase activity; ATP binding. The record is from RefSeq and is a predicted model, not a curated record. Gene Ontology annotation, biological process: protein phosphorylation.